AUGGAGAAAAACUGGUACAAUGAUUGGCAUGGGAUGCUGGGAAGCGCACUGAGGCAGCACUCCGUGGUCGCUGAAGAUCAGCAUGCAACCUAGAGAGUGAUUACUACAGAGAGUUGUUGCGUCCUCAUCUUGCCGUUCUUUUUCCUCCUGUCGUAUCAAUCAUUGAAUGACACGAGGGACGGGUUCGCUGAGGAGAAUGCGCAACGUGUUACGCCUGAGUCGAGCCACCAGUACUGUUCCCUUUGUCACAUCAGUGAGAUGUCUAUUUCCCGCACGCCCCCGCACUGUUUCUUCUAAUCCGCAGCCGAGGGAAGGUGUGGGCCGUCCUGUGCCACGGAUGCGUUUCUCUAGAAGCAGUAGAGAGGAGUCCACAGAGAGGACAAGACUCUUACGACAAGAGAAGAUAAAUGUGUAG
Molecule: messenger RNA, 415 nt
Organism: Spirodela intermedia
Lineage: Eukaryota; Viridiplantae; Streptophyta; Magnoliopsida; Alismatales; Araceae
Source: the annotation of a GenBank genome assembly